Pleuronectes platessa (European plaice) is the source of this 2337-nucleotide messenger RNA. Its product is annotated as glutathione hydrolase-like YwrD proenzyme. The coding region runs from base 84 to 1778 and encodes 564 amino acids. The transcript is spliced from 12 exons. The record is from RefSeq and is a predicted model, not a curated record. NCBI's taxonomy places the organism in Eukaryota, Metazoa, Chordata, Actinopteri, Pleuronectiformes, Pleuronectidae.
UCGAUUAGAGGCUCAGAUUCCAUCGCUGUUUCUGCUUCGUCAGUUGAUUUCGCCUCGUGUCUGUCGGUGCUGGUUCGAGCAACAUGGACCCGGACUUGACCUUCUGCUCUCGUCGGUCUCCGGUGGUGUGUCUGCGCGGCUGUGCGGCGUCAAGUCAGCCGCUGGCUUCCGCUGCAGGACUGGAUGUCCUGAAGCGCGGUGGCAAUGCGGCAGAUGCUGCAGUGGCCAUAGCAGCGGCCCUGGCGGUGACGGAGCCGUGCAGCACCGGUCCAGGUGGAGACGCCUUCUGCCUGUUCUUCAACGGAAACACUGGAGAGAUCCGAGGACUUAACGGCAGUGGUCGUUCGCCCCGAGCUCUGACCCUGGAGUACCUGGAAGGCCGCGGUCACACGGCAGAGGCCCCUCCUUCCCCGUUCGAUGCGCUGAAUGUCACAGUUCCUGGGGCCCCUGCGUGUUGGUGUGACACCGUGCAACUCUUUGGUAGUCACAAGCUGUCCCUUCAGGAGGUGCUGAGCGGAGCGGUGGAGCUGGCAGAGGUGGGGUUUCCUGUGGCCGAGGUAACAGCUCACCACUGGAACAAAUGGGUGGCCACUCUGAGAGAUGAUGGGAAGGAACUGGGUGGGGACCUGCUAAUUGAAAGUAAUGCACCCAAAUGUGGUCAAGUUUUCAGAAACCAAGCCCUGGCCAAGACGCUGAAGGAACUCGGUGAACGGGGGAAACCAGCGUUCUACCAGGGCAGAGUGGCCCGAGCCAUCGUUGAUGUCAUCAGCCAACAUGGAGGAGUCAUGACUCUGGAUGAUCUCAGCAGCCACGACAGUGAAGUCAUCACUCCGAUAAGCACAGAGUACAAGGGCGUGUGCCUGUGGGAGCCCCCACCCAACAGUCAGGGACUGGCUGCCCUGCUGCUGCUCAACAUCCUGGAGAACUUCCCCCUGAAAGCUAUGGGCCACAACAGCUCCGACUACAUCCAUGUUUUGGUGGAGGCUGUUCGUCUGGCUCUAACAGAUGCUCUGUGUUACCUGGGCGAUCCAGACCAUGUGACCAUCCCUCAGGAAGCCUUACUGGAGAAGAGCUACAGCCAUGAGCGAGCGCAGCACAUCCGCAUGGACAGGGCCAUGGAGGGAUUGGAGCCGGGCCUGAUGACAGGAAGUGACACAGUCUAUUUCUGUGUGAUGGACAGGGAGGGGAAUGCCUGCUCAUUCGUUAACAGCAACUAUAUGGGCUUUGGGACUGGGCUCAUCCCAGAGGAUUGUGGGUUCUCACUACAGAAUCGCGGUGCCGCCUUUUCUCUGCGUCCAAACCACGUCAACUGUGUCGCCGGGGGAAAGCGGCCGUACCACACCAUAAUGGCUGCACUCCUCACUGCCUCUGCAACCAAAACACAAAAACCACAACUCCUGGCUGCACUCGGGGUGAUGGGGGCUUUGAUGCAAACACAAGGACACGUCCAGGUGUUGCUGAACAUGCUGGAGUUCGGCAUGAAUCCACAACAAGCUCUGGACGCACCGAGAGUCUACGUAGAAUAUGACCAAAAAACUGAUGAGUGGUUGGUUCAUCUGGAGGAGGGGAUCGACCAGGAAGUAGCUGAGGAGCUGAAAAGAAGAGGCCAGAAAGUCAAGUGGCCAGUCACAGGCCACAGGAGGUCUCAGUUUGGGCGGGGACAGAUCAUCACAGUGGGGGAUUGGUGGAAUCCAUCUGUCAAUCAAGCCGAGCGUCCGACCCGGGUGCUGUGGGCGGGAUCAGACCCCCGAGGUGACGGAUGUGCUCAGGGAUACUAGACACAUGUUCUGACCUCAUCUCGAUCCACUCCAGAAUGUGAUGGAUGUUCAUCCAUGAACUUCCAUGGGAAAUUGGUUCGGUAGUUUUCGAGUAAUCGGCCGAGAGUGAAAACAACAGACGAGAUUGAAAUCACAUUUUUCUCUUCCUCAGUCAGAUGAUUGAUAUUAUGACCAAAUGUAACUUGAAGGAUUCAGGUUUAUAAAACUGUCCUAGUUCCUCAUUUCAUCAUGUUCUUGUUUUAGACUGAAAUGGAUUUGUUUCUGUUUCUUUAAAGUUUUUACUGUAUUUUAUAAUGAAAUGAAAUAAAUGAAAUGAAAAUGACUUUUUUAGACAAUAAAUUGUUUAUUUCUUCUCAAGCAAUGCUUAGUUCUAACAAUCACGGAGCUAGUACAGUAUGUAUUUACUCCUGCACUAAAGUACAUGUUUGAGGUACUUGUAGUUUUUACUCCACUACAUUUGUCAGACAGCUUGAAUUACUUUUCAGAUGUCGGUGUAAACCACGUGUCUUUAGAUGUGUUGAUGUACAAAGUUCUUUGUUAAACUGAAGGAUGAACUGCU